Molecule: messenger RNA, 108 nt
Organism: Brugia malayi
Lineage: Eukaryota; Metazoa; Nematoda; Chromadorea; Rhabditida; Onchocercidae
Exons: 2
Coding region: 1-108 (35 amino acids)
Source: RefSeq, a predicted model, not a curated record
AUGUACAUCUGCACGUGCGCGAUUGCUAAAUUUAUUUUCUUAAAUACAAGCUCAGCUAUCAAUAAUGCUCCUUUUAGAAGUGCGUCUGCAAGUGAUCCUGCGCUAUAG